AGCGGUCACAUGGUACAGUGACGCCACUGGCCGGAAGUUGUGUAGAAUGCGCGCCCCCGGGAAGAUGGCAGCAGCUUUCUCAGUCAGGGGUGUCUGAUGGACCUUCUGAUACUCAGCGAAUGAGGCUGGAGAACAGAUUGGCCCAGCCAAUUACCAACAUGGAUCUCUCACCCUCACGGAUUUAGCCGAGGAAGUUAGGCGAUGACCCCCACAUGCAUUCAUGGAUCCUGAAACUCAUCUGGAAAGAAUGAAAUAGAUGUAGAGAUAUUACAGGUAACGACUGAGACAGAAGAAUAUCGUCUGAGUACAAUGAACAGUAAAUUAGUUCCCCCAACUGAUGGGGAGUCUCUAGGCACUGCGGGCAGGGAUGUGGGCCUGCAAAAUGAACAGGGGGAUCACCUGACUGCAAUUAAGGCUGAAGCAGAGAUAUUAGAGAUUCAGAUAGAAGCUCCAGACUAUCAGAAAGCAAAUACCAGUGCAGCAGUUUCCUUCAUGAAGGGGGAGGUUUGCUGUAACAGUGAGGAGUCUGGAAAUGCCAGGCCUUGGUUUUGCCCAUUCCAGAGUGUUCCAGCAGCCAUGGACUCUGAUCCGUUGGAUACAGGUAGGGAAGCGUUACAACAUACUGCCUUGUUACUAUGGCUGAAACAGCACAAAGAGCACACUGCCUCCAACCUUAAGCCCGACACGACGUACACGGGCUGCCCAGCUAAUUCCGCCUUUUCCCAUUUUCUAUGUUAUAAAUGUGGAAGAAAUAUAUCAGGGAAUAGUGCUAUCCUGACGCACCUUUGCUCCUGUACCUGGAGUGUAAAUUCUACCAAUAAGAAGAGCUAUACAGAACAGAAGCCGUUUGUCUGCUCUCAGUGUGGAAAGCACUUCAGGAAGAAAUAUCACUUUCAGAUACAUCAACAGCUCCACACAGGGAAGAAACCAUUUAUCUGCACAGAAUGCGGGAAAGGCUUCUCGCAAAAGAUUCACCUUUUCACCCACCAUAGAACUCACACAGGGGAGAAACCAUUUACAUGCACAGAAUGUGGGAAAUCCUUCGCGAAAAAGAUUCACCUCAACACUCACUAUAGGAUUCACACAGGGGAGAAACCGUAUACAUGUACCGAGUGUGGGAAAGGUUUCUCUGAAAAGACUACGCUCCACUCACACCUAAGAGUACACACUGGGGAGAAACCAUUUGCAUGCACUGAAUGUGGCAAAGACUUCUCUCUGAAGAGCAGCCUUCACAAACACCAGGCGGUUCAUACAGGGGAAAAACUGUUCAUGUGUUCAGAGUGUGGGAAGAGGUUCUCCCGCAAAACCAGCCUUCACAAGCACGAGACAAUCCACGCAAGGGAGAAACCAUUCACCUGCAAUGAGUGUGGGACCAGCUUCACUCGAAAGACUCACUUGUUCAAACAUCGAUCCCAGGUUCACAAGCAGGGGAAAUCAUUCAUGUGUAAAUAAUAUAGUGGGAAAUGCGCCUUCAGCCCCACAAGGAGAUACUAAAUAUAAUAUAUUUACAAGGAUCGCUUAAGUUAGCCAUACAUAUGCUCGUUUGGUGAGGUUACUAAAUGGGUGGGUCCCUGCCUAAAGGGACAAUGAUUGGCUCAUAACACUGGGCCUAUGGAGUCCUGUCAAACAUGGACUGUAUCAAUGCACUGUUGUGGUCCAAAGAGGCUUCAAAGCUCUUUAAUUAUAACUGACUACUAAAGGCAAAUGUUUGUAUAAAAAAACAAGUGUUAAUAUACUCUCACUUAAAUAAAAUAUGUAUUUAUAUA
Messenger RNA from Xenopus tropicalis (tropical clawed frog), 1766 nucleotides. Its product is annotated as gastrula zinc finger protein xLCGF3.1. Gene Ontology annotation, cellular component: nucleus. The transcript is spliced from 2 exons. The coding region runs from base 310 to 1452 and encodes 380 amino acids. The record is from RefSeq and is a predicted model, not a curated record. NCBI's taxonomy places the organism in Eukaryota, Metazoa, Chordata, Amphibia, Anura, Pipidae.